This is a messenger RNA of Ruditapes philippinarum (Manila clam), 2977 nucleotides long. Its product is annotated as guanylate cyclase 2G-like. The record is from RefSeq and is a predicted model, not a curated record. Bases 315 to 2858 code for a protein of 847 amino acids. Gene Ontology annotation, molecular function: signaling receptor activity; peptide hormone binding. NCBI's taxonomy places the organism in Eukaryota, Metazoa, Mollusca, Bivalvia, Venerida, Veneridae. The transcript has 10 exons.
UAUGCCGCUUAUGUGAAACACUAAUAUUUCAGUUGUCAGUUUUACAAAUAACGGAUCGCUCAGGUUGGCUACAGGUGUCAUAAAAUGUCAUAUAUUAUCAAUUUCUUUUUGAUGGAUUAAAAUAACCUAAUGUUGACGUAAUUUAUAGAGAAUAUACAAUGGUAGAAUUAAAACCAGACUGCAGUUUGAAUAAGAAAGGGGUCCAUGAUAAUACCGGCUUUAACUUGUUCUAGCAACUAGACUAAAACAAAACAAAAACAACAGUGUUUCAUUAUCAAUGUGACAAUUAUUGUAACUGUGUUAAAAUCAAUACGAUGAUGUCUUGGAAUAAAAUCACAUCAACGUCAUCUGCAAUGCGCUUAUGGAUAAAACUGAUAAUAUUAUGUUGCACGUUGUGCUCGUGUAAUUGUAAAGUGUUCCGUAUAGCAUGGAUUGCGCCGGAUCAAACUUCGGGAGAAGAAAUAAACAGUUAUACCAGCGUUGCUGCCUUAAAGUUAGCGUUGGCGACAGUGGUCACAAAUCCAAUGAUUCUUAAAGGACACAGCAUUGAGGUAGAAUUUUUUCCUACAGACUGUUCCUUGCAGACGACAAUGCAGGCUGCCUUGAAGGCAAAAGCAUACAACCCGGACGUUAUCAUUGGACCCCCAUGUCAAGAAGGAAUGCGAAUGGUCGCGCAACUGUGUGCUUAUUGGAAUUUACCAGUAUUUUCGUGGUACACACCCAGUAUAGAGUUUGAUAAUGCCCAGACUUUCCCAACAUUGAUCCGGAUGUAUCCCUCACUGAGCGCAAUGAGUACGUCAUUGCUACACCUGUUACGUCAGAACAAAUGGAGCAAGUUUGUCCUGAUCUAUGACGAUAGCAGACCAUGGACGCUAUAUGAGGAUGCAGUUCGCGACACCAUGGCAACCGCAGAGGUGAACAUGAUUAGCUCGCAUGGUGUCAAUUCAACAAUCUCAGAUUCUGAUCUUGUCAAAUUAUUUAAACAUAUAAAGACAUAUUCAUGGAUUGUCGUAUUCGCCUGUCCUUGGACAGAUUUAAGACGUUACAUGUUGGCAGCCGAACAGGCGGGAAUGGCAUUUGGUAACCAUGUCUUUAUACAGCUUGAUCAUCAGUCGUAUUCAGAGAAGACAUUAGAAUCAGCGGUCCUUUCAAAUCAGCGAUGGAUGAGAGGAGAUGCUAAAGAUCAAGUAGCCAAACGGGCUUAUCAGUCAUUAAUACAUAUUCUGCGAGACCCUAUGAAUGAUGACGCUGUACCAACACAUGCGUUGCCACGCAACCGACAUGGUGAGUUUGUCCGUAUGGCUGCCGGAGGUUCAAACAUAAAGAUCCCCGGCUGGACACUCCCACCUAGUGGACAGCCGGAUGUCUACUCAUUGUACUUAUAUGACGCCGUGCUGAUGUGGUCUGUCCUGGUUGAGAAGGUAUUUACAGCUGGCAAAAACCACAAAGAUGGCAAACUUAUUGCGGAUGAGGCACGGCACUUUUUAGCUGACGGAGCAUCAGGCUUUCUUUCUAUGACUGAUAAUUUAGAUAGAAUUGGUAAACUUUUUAUCUUGUACAUGGAGAAGGAUGGAACAUUUAAACCUUCACAAAUACUCAAGUUUAAUGCAACAGAUGGAUACGAUGUCAUCAAUCUAAAGCCAAUACAGGACCAAAUCAGGUAUCAUGGUGGCCAGGCAGAACCAUCAAUAAAUCAUAUUACACUAAGUCCGGUUACCGAGGCAACCACAUACAGACCAACAUCUUUCUCUGUACCGACUUCAAUGCCACCAACAAUACCAUCAACAAUGUCACCAACAAUGUCAUCAAUUUCUUACCCAGUAUCAACAAAGUCUACAAAUGUAGCUUUUACAGCAGCGCCACCUGGCCAAUCCUCCGAUUCUCUUAUAAACCGGUUACUAGCAAAGGUUCAAGAGUUAGAAAAGUCCAUAAAACGGCACGAGAUUCACGCUCACAGUCAUAUACCAGACCACACCCACACUCCUCACCCACUUGUGGCUCGUUUAACAUCAACACCAUAUCCUUUUAUGACGGCAAAUGCAUCAACUAAGAAACCUUCAUCUAACAACCCAAAGCCAUCACAUGCUCAUGUUCCUAAUCAACCGUUUGUCCCCGCACCUGUUCAACCUGCAAAUGACAUCUAUGCUACAACUGAUCUGUCCGUAGGAGUGAAACAUGAAAAAGUAAUAAAAACAAAUGCUGCUGUAACUGAAAUUAACCCAGUUAACCAAGGAGCUGGCUUCUUACAUUGGCAUCCUCAUCCUGUACAAGACCAGCACAGCCAUGGACAGCCAGGACAUGUACCAGGAGUUGUUGAAGGUCACGCACAUGUUGCAGUCACAAAUAGACCUCCCCCACCACGACCACCAACUGUUCAAACAACAGCAGCCCCUACUGUACUAACAACUUUACCGCACACAACUACUUCAACCGCUCCUCCAACACAAGCUCCGGAUGCUAAUGCUGCGGUGGCCAAUGGAUACAUGGACGAUGCGAUGAUUAACAGACUAACUGCAAGAAUUGUAGAUCAUUUGACUGGUACGACGACGAAUACAAAUUAUACUAACAGUCAAGAAAAUCAAAUAGUGAAUGACUGGUUAUCAAAUGGUUUAGAAGAACUUCCACCAGGCAUUCUUCUGGCGAUCCAAGCUGCACAUAACAAUAGGUUAUUGCAACAACAAAACUUUAGACACUACAGGCACCCUAUUAACAAACAGCAGACUCAAAAUGCGCAUAAUAAUUACAACAAUCAAUUACCAGCGGAUUACGCACCAGUUCAACAAUGGCGACCACCUGUUUUUAGAGACCCUCUUGCUGAAGUACUAGAUCCUUUACUUUGGACCGCUCCUUUGUGGUAAAACGCUUUUUUAUGCUACAUAUAUCAUGUAAUAAUUUUAUGUACCAUAUCAAACGGUUACAGAAAAAGAAAAAAUAGAAAUGAUGUUACAUAUAUUUAUAAUAUAAUUGUUAAAAACAG